Molecule: messenger RNA, 1489 nt
Organism: Bombina bombina (fire-bellied toad)
Lineage: Eukaryota; Metazoa; Chordata; Amphibia; Anura; Bombinatoridae
Product: orexin receptor type 2-like
Exons: 1
Coding region: 1-1314 (437 amino acids)
Biological process (GO): G protein-coupled receptor signaling pathway
Cellular component (GO): membrane
Molecular function (GO): G protein-coupled receptor activity
Source: RefSeq, a predicted model, not a curated record
AUGAAUUCCACUGACCGUAUUCCAGAAUUUAAUUAUUCUGUACUAGAAUUCCUCUCAAAGAGCAAUGUAUCCCUGCAUGUAUCAGGGAAUGAAAGCCAUAUGCUGACUGUGGAGGAACUGAAACAAAUGCUUUUUUUGUUUGCCAAAGAACCUGUUACUAUCAGCCUCACUGCCAUGUAUAUAGUAUCCUUUGUAGUGGGUAUCAUUGGCAACAUCAUGUCAAUAAAAGUACUGACCAGAAAAAGAACUGGCAGGACAUCUAGUUUAAGUGCCACCAGAAGCCUGCUUAUCAAUCUGGCAAUAUGUGACCUCAUGGUAGUUUGUAUUUGCAUGCCAAUUACAGUGGGCAACUUGAUAUACAAGGCAUGGGUGUAUGGAGAUUUCCUCUGCAGAGCAGUGCCUUUCAUCCAAGCUGUAUCUGUAUCUGCCAGUGUGCUGAGCCUUACAGUCAUUAGUGUGAACAGAUAUUAUAACGUACACAACCCGCUUAAUGCUAGAUCUUUCUUUACCCAGAAGAAAAUAUUUUUCACUAUUGUUGUAGUGUGGGUAUUUUCAUCAAGCAUCUGCAUGCCUCUGAUAUUCAUGAAUAAAAAGGAUGAAAUACAGAUAGUCCCAGACUUGCCACUGGUAUUUCCAAUUUGCAGAGAAAUAUGGCCUCAUGUCAUGUUUAAACAAGCCUAUAAUUUUCUUCUAUUCUGCUCUCUGUAUUGUCUGCCAGUUCUAUUCAAUAUGGUAAUUUGCUUCUUGACCAUACGUAAACUUUGGAGCUCAGAAUUUAACUUCAAAGAAUGUGACUCUAGGAACCAAUCAUUUCCAGCUUCCAGGCUAAAAAUAAGGAAAAAAAUUGCAAAAAUGGUGGUGGCUUUAGUGUCCCUUUUUGCUGUGUCUUGGCUUCCUGUGUACAUGUUGGAUAUUUGGAUAGACUUUAACAUUCCUCAGUCAUCUCAAGAUGUUGCUCCAUCUCCUUGGAUUCUUCAGUUGAGACCCUUUGCUCAAUGGCUUGGUCUUACUAACUCCAGCCUCAACCCAAUAUGUUACUGUUUCGUGGGAGAUCUCUACAGGUCAGCCAAGCACAUGAAGGAUAUGUAUCAAAACAGGAUGAGUUCUCUAUUUAGUUUCUCAUUUUCUGAAGGAUCACCAGCAUCAAUACCCAAGCUGUUAUCAUACAAGAACUCCAUGCACUCUACAAAAAGAUCAAAACAAAACUGUCCUUUGGCAAUGGGUGAUAAAUGUGAAAACUGCUAUCCUGUUAUAAGUAUUUGUGAAAUAUCUCCAGAGGACACCCAUACAAUAUCAUCAAAAAUAACAAUAUAGAGAUAUUUCUGUCAACUUGCCAAUAUCAUGAAUUCAUGCUCACUGUCACCUCACAACAAUGAAUGUAUAAUUUGCAAUUACAAUUAAUUUAUAGACUUAACUGGCAGAUAAAGACAAAAUGAUUGUGCUAUGCAUUAUUUAUCAGAUGCAGUGAUUCAUUUAUUUACUUACACAU